Diaporthe amygdali is the source of this 780-nucleotide messenger RNA. RefSeq lists its product as uncharacterized. The transcript is spliced from 2 exons. The coding region runs from base 1 to 780 and encodes 259 amino acids. The record is from RefSeq and is a predicted model, not a curated record. NCBI's taxonomy places the organism in Eukaryota, Fungi, Ascomycota, Sordariomycetes, Diaporthales, Diaporthaceae.
AUGGCCACCUCCUCCUCCACCACGAAGCCCGCAAUUAUUAUCGUCCACGGCGCAUGGUCCCUGCCAAGCCCGUCCUACGAGCCCCUGAAACAGCAGCUCGAGGGCCUGGGCUAUGAGUGCUACCUGCCCCACCUCCGGACCUCGGGCGCCGGCGACGACGUGCGCGGCCAGACGUGGGAGGCGGACGUGAAAGUCAUCCUCGACACGGCGCAGCCGCUCUUCGACCGCGGUAGGGAGGUCGUCAUCGUCGCGCACUCGUACGGUGGCAUCCCGGGUGGCGCCGCGACGGCCGGCAACGGGGUCGCGGAGCGCGCGGCCCAGGGCAAGCCUGGCGGGUUCAAGCAGAUCAUCUACGUCGCCGCGUUCGCGAUCCCCGCCGCGGGCAUGGACCUGCUCGCCACUUUCGGCGGCCAGUGGCCUCCUUGGGCCGACUUUGCGCCCGCCUACUCCAAGAACCACGCGAUCAAGCUCAAGGAGGAGGCCAAGCAGGUUCUGUUCAGCGACGUGCAGGCCAGCCCGGAGGCGCAGGCGAAGUACUGGGACGGGGUCGUGACGCACUCGCAGGACGCGUUCGAGAAGCCCGUCACGUUCAGCGCCGCCGACAUCACCAUCCCCAAGAGCUACCUGGUGUGCACGCAGGACCAGUGCGUGCCGGGCCCGCUGCAGGAGCAACUCGCGGAGUCGUUGGGCUUCAAGGCGGAGCGAAUCGAUGCUGGACACUUCCCCUUCCUCAGCCAGCCGGACAAGUGUCUGGAGAUACUGAAGACCAUGAUUCUGUAG